Molecule: messenger RNA, 1506 nt
Organism: Aureobasidium musti
Lineage: Eukaryota; Fungi; Ascomycota; Dothideomycetes; Dothideales; Saccotheciaceae
Source: the annotation of a GenBank genome assembly
AUGUCCGGAGGUUACGAGGUUGACUACGAUUCCGACUGCGAUGUCUACGAUUACGAUGAUGAUUACAUCUAUGCCGAUGCAGGAGCCUACGACCUAGCCGAUGAACUUGCUUCUGGUGCCAUAGCCGAGGCACCCGCCCUGUACUACCGCGAUGACGAGCUCGACGAAUACGACAACUACAACUUCUGGUCCGAGAUAGAAUACGGCAACGGCGAGAUUUUUGAUCAAGAGAUGGCCCAGGAAGAACACACAGCCAAAGGCGACACGAAAAAGAAGUCAAAGGCUUCAGACAUCAAAGAUACAAUGAAGAAGAUUCGCUUGCGCGGCAUUCAAGAUUAUCCGACUGUCUUGUGGAAGUCCUCACAGGAUGCUUUCAGCUUGCGCCAACAGUGUCCCGUCUACGAAAAACCACAACAACCAUCUGCACUUUUACCCAAUUGGCGACAACUUCUGAAAGACCGACCCGCCGUUUUCACUACAUCCCACAUUGCCAUACAUUCUGCUAAGAAUGAGAAACAAGAUGCCGAGUGGGAGGAUGUCUCAGGAGACGAAGACGAGUCAGAUCAAGAUGACGAGGACGAGGAAGAGGAGGACGAAGACGCACAUGAAGAAGAGGGCAUGGGUCUGCAGGACAUUGACCCAGAAAUGCUCAAGUCUGUUCUCGCCGCAAGACUCUCCGCCUCAGGUAUGGCUGGCAAAGACCAAACCGCCAUAAUGGAAGCCAUGUUGCAAAUGCUUGCAGGCGGCAAUGGUGCUGGCACGGAUGAGCUGCUCGAGAGUUUGACAUCAAGCAUGUUGAACCAAGUGAGCGAAGAAGGCGAUAGCUCUUCAAUGGGACAAUGGCUCUCUGGUCAGGGCGUCUCCUUGGACGAUAACAAUCACGACGACGAGCAGGGAGACGUCACGCCCGGCGCGGCAGAGGACUCCUCACCGAAAGACAGCGUAGCAGCUGAACCGCCUGCUGCGCCCAAAUCAUCCGAACCGUCUAUCGAAGCUCUACUCGAGCCGCAAUCAGUCGGAAAGAAGCGAAAACAUCCUCUGUCCAAAGAGAUUAAACAAGACGAUGCGAACAUUGAGCCAAUACCUGAUGAAGGCCCAGAUCACAAAAGAAGCAAGCCAGAAGUUCCAAAACUUUCGACUGUCUCUACUCAGUCCAAAAUCUCAACACGAAGAACAGCAGUGACACAGUCGGAAGCGAAGACCGUGGACGACAAGCCCACUGCGAAACCAAAGACCACUACNGACGGCCAAGACCAGGCCCGAGACGACGAAAACUACCAGACCCAAGCCUCUGACCACUCAAGCAAAGAGAACAUAACUUCAUCCGCUUCGACUACAAAACCGACCACGCGAAAGCGCAAAGCUGCAGACGAGCAAGUGCCAGACGAGAAGCCAAAGCGGCAAUUGCGCAACUUUGCCGCACCAACCGCGAGCAGUCAAAGCAGAACCGCAGAAGCUAAGACUUCUGAGCCCAAGACUACAAGAAGCGGAAAGGCCAGAAAAUAG